UCUCGCAUUGCUUGCUAAUUCUCUUUCUCUGAGAACCCGCUUUCUCUCUCUCUCUGGGUGUUACGUAAUCGGAGAAUGGAGAUCGAUUCCGUGGCAGCUGGUUCGUGUUCAAAGGAGAAUCAACUGAUCUACAAGGAAUGGUUCGAAUUCGCCGAUUCAGACGGAGAUGGACGCAUUACUGGUAACGAUGCGAUCAAGUUCUUCUCCAUGUCCAAUUUGCCUCGACCCGAGUUGAAGCAGGUGUGGGCAAUUGCAGAUGCGAAGAGGCAAGGGUAUCUUGGUUUCAAGGAGUUCAUUGUUGCUAUGCAGCUCGUUUCUUUGGCUCAAACUGGACAUGAGAUAUCCCACGACGUUCUUCAUAGCGACGUUGACUUCAAGAAUAUGAAUCCUCCUGUUAUGGAAGGUCUUGGUGUUUUAAUGGCGAAGAAGAAGCAUUCAUCAUCAAAGUCCAGUGAUCUUAAUGUUAAUGGUAGUCCUUCUGCAGAUGCAUCACUCACAGCUCAUUGGUUCUCUUCAAAAUCUUCAAAAAAGAUUUCUCUGUCCUCCGUAACAUCUAUAGUUGAUGGCCUGAAGAGGUUGUACAUUCAGAAGCUGAAGCCACUCGAAGUUGCUUAUCAGUUCAACGAUUUUGUAUCCCCUUUGUUGACCAAUAGUGACUUCGAUGCAAAACCCAUGGUAAUGCUUCUGGGUCAGUACUCCACAGGAAAAACAACAUUCAUUAAGCAUUUGCUUAAAACUAGUUAUCCCGGAGCUCAUAUUGGACCAGAACCAACUACUGACAGAUUUGUUGUUGUCAUGUCUGGACCUGAUGAAAGAAGCAUUCCAGGGAACACAGUAGCGGUUCAAGCAGAUAUGCCAUUCAGUGGUCUUACAACUUUCGGGACUGCCUUUUUGUCGAAGUUUGAAUGUUCUCAGAUGCCUCACCCUCUGCUGGAGCACGUAACUUUUGUCGACACUCCUGGAGUUUUAUCAGGGGAAAAGCAACGGACACAGCGAGCAUAUGACUUCACUGGUGUUACAUCAUGGUUCGCCUCUAAGUGUGAUCUCAUCCUCCUCCUGUUCGAUCCACACAAGCUGGAUGUGAGCGAUGAGUUCAAGCGGGUUAUUUCAUCUUUACGAGGUCAUGACGACAAGAUCCGCGUUGUUCUGAAUAAGGCUGACCAAGUGGACACUCAGCAGCUAAUGAGAGUAUAUGGUGCUCUCAUGUGGUCGCUCGGGAAAGUUCUCAAUACUCCUGAGGUUGCCCGUGUCUACAUUGGUUCGUUCAGUGAUAAACCCAUUAAUGAAGCUGCAACUGGUCCAAUUGGGAGAGAAUUGUUUGAAAAGGAGCAAGAUGACCUUCUCGCUGAU
Messenger RNA from Raphanus sativus (radish), 1350 nucleotides. RefSeq names its product EH domain-containing protein 1-like. NCBI's taxonomy places the organism in Eukaryota, Viridiplantae, Streptophyta, Magnoliopsida, Brassicales, Brassicaceae. Gene Ontology annotation, molecular function: calcium ion binding; protein binding; GTP binding. The annotation marks the transcript as partial. The transcript is spliced from 14 exons. Gene Ontology annotation, cellular component: plasma membrane; intracellular membrane-bounded organelle; cytoplasm. Gene Ontology annotation, biological process: endocytosis; endosomal transport. The record is from RefSeq and is a predicted model, not a curated record.